Molecule: messenger RNA, 952 nt
Organism: Leguminivora glycinivorella
Lineage: Eukaryota; Metazoa; Arthropoda; Insecta; Lepidoptera; Tortricidae
Exons: 6
Coding region: 1-510 (169 amino acids)
Source: RefSeq, a predicted model, not a curated record
AUGUAUUUAAGGGUUAAGACAGUGUGUUGGACACCACUGGGACCGAGAGCGCAAACCCCUCACCCGUUUAAGCAAGACUGGAUCCGCAAGGAGGUCAGCGCUAUCAUCUACAUGACCUUGGAAUUCGUUAAAGAUAUGGACAUGAAAAUGCGAGACGUCCGCCGAGUAGAGCGUUACUACUACGGAACCAUGGAUUUCGGUGCCGGCCGUAUCUUCACCGCCAUAGGAAACAAGUUCGACCAUAUGUGCGCCCUCUACCGGAACACGUCAUGGAUUACAUACUCUAUAGAGCAGGAGAGGCAACUGCGGCCAGAGAUGGUCGGCAUGCUCCAGUUCAUGCUGAGCGACUACCACGAGUUCCUCUCCUUGAUCGACCUGUUCCACGAGCGUUACACGCACUGGAAGAAGUCCUCGCUCCGCUGGCAGAUCCGGGACAUCAUUGAGAAGUUCCUCGUCUCCAAGCAGAAGUACCCUACGAGGUGGAACCUACGGGAAGACGAAUGGCGCUAAUUCUGGAUAUUUAUUUGGAACUACAAGAGAUUUGUCAAAAUAAUCAAAAUUCAUAAUUCAUAUAAUUAUUGUACUUUUAGGUAUUAAAAAAAAAGUUAAAACAAACCAUUGGGUCUUAGUAUGGCUAUGAAGAUUGUAAAUCCUAUUAUAUAUAUCCUUGUAUCAAUGAAUGGAUACCUAUUACAUUUUAUCUCAGUGAUAAAUCACUAACAAAAAAUCCAAGGUUGCAUGGAAUGGAUGUAAAAGUAUUUAACAAACGACGCAAACAUCGAUUUACACCAAAAUUUUUCUUUGCACCAACACAACCUGUUGCUGAAAAAAGGCGUCUUUGAAUAGAUUUGAAUUUCGCGCAUUGUAAAGCGCUAAAAGUGAGAUUUAUUUUAUCGUCUAUAAAAGAAAUCUGUUUUAUUCCCAACGCUGGAAAUGGCGAGACAGACUUUAA